AUGCAUUUCAACAUUGGCUCCAUAUUCUCCAUUUUAAACGACCAUAAACGAGCUAUCACAGCAUUCAACCGAGCAGUUGCCAAGGAUCCCUAUUUCGCCGUUGGAUACUUUCAAAGAGGUGUGUCUAUGUUCUUGCUGGGAAAUCUGGAAGCAGCAAAAGACGAUUUUGACAGCGCCUUCCAGAGACUACGGGGCAACAGCCUCAUUAACUAUCAGCAAUUGGGCCUCCAGUUUCGCCUUUAUUCUUGCGAAGUCCUGUUUAACAGAGGCAUUUGCCAACUCUACCUUGGCAAAAUUGACUCUGGGCUCACAGAUUUGUAUCAUGCACAAAAAGCUAAAGAAACAGAGGAGCACAACAUCAUUGAUCAAGCUGUUCGCAAUCGAGGCAAAGGAUACUCUGUCUACUCUAUACCGCCAGGAUUGCUCUUUCGACCUUCGGAGAUCAGACUACGUCAAUUAAAGGGCAUUGACAUGUUUCACAAUAAAUUAGUAUCUCAACUCCAUUAUACGACACCUCCAAGAAAGAAUUCAAUCUUGGUAGAUCAGCCCAUUCUCACAUCGUCCUCAUCAUUGGCAUUGACAGAAGAGCCAUCAUCGCCAUCAUCACCGCUUGCUAAAGGAGGGCCUAUACCCAUCAAGUCACUCUCUUCGUCUUCAUCUUCAUCGUCAUUACAAUCUCCCAUCUCUCCCAUCACACCCAUCACACCCACGCAUCAUUAUACGAGCAAAGGCGCAUCCAUGAGUCGACGAUCUACUGAUAAAAAUGGCGGUGCUGACAUGCGACAAUUGAGGGAAAACCAUCGCCCAUCUUCCAAUAUCAGACAUACUUACAGCAUGACAUCUGCCACGACAGCAAGCGUUAGCACCAACUCUUCUCAAACAUCUCUGAAUAGCGCUAUUUCAGCAAAUCAUGCUGGGAAACUUAAAACUAAAUGCCAUUACACCGACACUCGGAUUGUAUUGACCUCAACCGAUGUUAAUUACCAAGAAUUGAAGUCAAGAAUAGCCGAAAAAUUCAAGAUAAACUCGAAGAGCAUCCAGCUGGCUUAUAAAGACGAAGAACACGAAAAGGUGCUCAUCAUUGAUGAUGAAGAUCUUGACAUGGCUAGACAGAUUAACAGAGCGAGACAUCAACUCAAGCAAUCCGUUGUGGAAAAGUUGGAGAUCUGGAUUCAGUGUUGA
Mucor velutinosus is the source of this 1182-nucleotide messenger RNA. RefSeq lists its product as uncharacterized. Gene Ontology annotation, molecular function: protein binding. The transcript has 2 exons. The coding region runs from base 1 to 1182 and encodes 393 amino acids. Lineage: Eukaryota; Fungi; Mucoromycota; Mucoromycetes; Mucorales; Mucoraceae. The record is from RefSeq and is a predicted model, not a curated record.